AUGUCGGAUAUCUACAGUAUUUUCCGGCCAAGCAUAUAUGAUGUAAGUUUAAGAAAAAAGUUUUCUUUUUCAUGAUUUUUCUAUCAAAAGGAUGAUUCAAUUCUGGAGGGACCAACUGAAACUUCGAAACUGGCUUCAUUGUUCAAAAAUAUUUAUGAUCGUCUUCUGACAAGUUAUCAAAAAGAAAAUGCUGUCAACGAGUUUCCAUUUGUUAUGGCAUUCUUCUUUUGUUUCAGCGUGAGCUUCUAGCCAGAAUUCUGUUGACUUUCCGAAUAAUUUCAGAUUUUGAACUACAUAAGCUUAUUUGUGUUUUUUGAAUAUGAGUUUGUAUUUCACAUUGGUUAUCUAUUCAUAAUUGCCAAUAUUUUAUUGCUCGGAAUUCCACUCGAACUUGCUCAUGGAACUCUUAAAACAUAUACAAUUGUCACAAUCUCUUUCAUCUUUUCUCAUUCUUUAUAUUAUUUUCAAACGGUGUUUGAUAACAUCUUCAAUAAUUCGAGAAGGAUUUUAAUAUUUGAUGAAAGAGCAAUUAUUAUUUCACUUGCUAGUCUUCAAUUAACUGGAAUCGUAAUGAAUAGUCAUACUUUUUCGGUUAAAAACAAAAUACUUCGUAUAUCUAUGAUAUUAUUUCUCAUAUUUCCAAUGCUUAAAUGUGCAUUGACAUUGGAUAAACGUAGGCAAAUUCCUCCCGAAUCCGUUUUCAUUGCCUAUUUUGCGACUUCUUCAAUUGGAAUUGUUUUGGGAAAAUUUUGGAUUUAUGGCAAUGAUGUGAGUUUUCUAUGAUUAUGACUAUGAUUUGUGAUAGAUUUUAAAAUGGGGCAAAGUAAACUACAGAAAAGUAGGGCACCUUUGGUGUAGUGAAACCGCUAGAAAUAUUUGUUUUCGAGAAGCGGAGAACUUUUUUCCGAAAAAAAAUGUUCCAUAAACUUUUUCAUUGUAGUCAUGAAGUUUAUGGACUUUUUUACAAAAGCUUCUCUAGAAAUAAUCCCUAUGGAAUUUCAAUUUUCAGAUUUUAGGUUCGGUGUUUUGGCCCUCUCUCCCAUUUUCAAAAAUAAAUAAACUCAUUAUCUUUUUUCAGAGAAAACUGCUACGAAACUACAUUUUGCUGAUAAUUCUUAUUUCUAUCAUCGUUUUCUUCAUCCAAUUCAAUGUUCUAGGCAAAACAAUUUUCUGAAAAAAAAAGGAAAAGUGUCUAAAAAUGCUCUGCAAAACAAUUUUUUGUAAUAUUUCGAAUACAUUUGUGUUAUCAUGUUGUAUUUCGCCGAAAAUAUUUUUUUUCUAGAUAGAUUUUUGUGAUUCAUCAAUUUUAUUGCACAAAAAAAAUAAUGAUCGUUGUCGAUGUCUCUCAUAUAUCAUAAUAAAUAUUUCUCACAAUUUUUGACCGUUUUCUAUUUUCUUUUCUUAUUUUCCGGACCUAACCUACCGCAAUUUUUGAUUAAUGAUCGGUUUCGACGAUUUCCGGAAAACUUGAUUUCUUUUAAAAACCCCCCAAAUCAUUUUCAGAAAUCAGCAGAUAUGUCUGUCACUUGGAAGAAAAUCAAGGACAGAAUGCCAAUUUUUGAAAAUGUGAGUUCUUUCCUAAGUUUUUCGAUUCAAUAAAAAUAUAAUAAUUUUAGAGCGAUGUUCCUCUUCUUCCUCUUUAUAAUGAGCAAGAAGAAGUUGUUGAUGGAUCUGAAGAAGAAAUCGAAGAACAACAACAACAACAACAACAACAACAACAAAGAAAUGGAGAUGAAGAGGGAGAAGUUGUGAUUGUUCCAGGUGGACAAUUCGACAUUUCUCAAACUUUUGUCGAGCUUUCAAAGACUGUUUUGACAAGAGAUCAACAUCGUCAUGCUGUCAACAAGCUUCCAUUUUUUGUCAUUUUGUUCACCGCGGCUAUGGUGAGUUGAAACCCAGAAUGUUCUAGCUAUGACGUGGAAAAAACGUGGUUCAGUGAAAUCAUUUCAAAAAAUCCAAUCACUGUUGUUACGUCAAUCUCGGAGAAAAAUGUAGUACAAAGUGCAAAUUUCUAACUUGUUUUUGGAAAAUAUUUUAACCGGAAAAAUGAUCUUGGGAGAUUAUGAAAUUAUUGCUCAUAUUUCGUGACUCAUAUAUGAUUGUCAACAAUAAAAAAAUGUCGAUGGUCAAAGUUUUUUUGAAACGUCAUGAACAGAAUUGGAAAGAUGGAGAUUAGAAUUUCAGAAUGAUGAUUCUAUAGUAAGGAAAAGUUAAUAAGAUUUCAUUACUGUGAAUAGAACAUUUUUGAAGACAGAACUGUCAUCCCAAAAAACAGAAAAAAAAAUCGGCAGAAAUUGAGAAAAAACGUGUUGAAACAUGAAAAAUUCGAUUUUUCAUAAAGUUAAGCCUCCAUCUAAUCCUCAACAACUAAUAUGUUCAGGCAAUUGUUUACUAUGUCCAAAUGAUUAACUAUGAUAUCAACUCAAAUGAUCUCAUUUCGCACCACAUCGAUUAUUUCUACACAAUCUUUAUCACGUUGAUGUUCGGAAUUCCACUUGAAACAGCUCAUGGAAGUUCAAAAAUAGCCUAUUUGUUAAUCGCUUCCUAUGUUUCCAAAACUAUCAUAAUCGGACUCAUUCAUCCAUAUGCAGCUUUGGUCGCCGAUAAAACUCAAACCUAUACUUUCAUGGCUCUUCAUUAUACAAACGUGGCUAUGGUAAGAGCUUUUCCAUCAAGUUAACCAAAGUGAAGUAAAACUGUAAAAACUGCCCUUUUUCAGAACUGGAAAGAGAUGCCGCACAGAUGGUUCAGAAUCUUCGCUUUGAUCACAAUUUUUGUUCCAAUCACAAUUCUCAAUUUCUACCACCGUACAACUUUUGAUUUCCCAAUUCAUUGGCAAUAUUCAAUUGGUGCAGACUUGAUUCAUUUGGUCGGAAUUUUUAUUGGAAUCAUUUUCGGAUGUUGGGGAAUUUAUGGAAAUUCGGAGAAGAACUAUUUGAAAUAUGUUGCGAUUCCCGUUCUUAUUUUAAUUGCGACAAUUUUCGCAGUCUUGAUUACCAAUCUUUUCCCAAUGAUUUUUCCUGUCCCAAUUUCCAACUAA
This is a messenger RNA of Caenorhabditis angaria, 3040 nucleotides long. The record is from the annotation of a GenBank genome assembly. Lineage: Eukaryota; Metazoa; Nematoda; Chromadorea; Rhabditida; Rhabditidae.